This is a messenger RNA of Corylus avellana, 2100 nucleotides long. The record is from RefSeq and is a predicted model, not a curated record. Lineage: Eukaryota; Viridiplantae; Streptophyta; Magnoliopsida; Fagales; Betulaceae.
AUGGACCUAGUUAACCCAGAGCUGCAUCUCUACAUGACUUUCCCAGACAUACAAACAUUUAGAGAAGCUGUUAAAGAGUACAAUCUUUUGAGGGGCAAGGAAAUUAGGUUCAAAAAGAAUGAAAGAAGAAAGUCUAUUGUUGUGUGUAGGGAUGACAAGUGUCGGUACCGAGUAUAUGCAAUGCAGGUUUCUGAUGAACAAACAUUUCAGAUAAGAUCUAUGCAGCCUAAACAUGUGUGUGGUAGGCAAUACAAGAACUCCAUUGUGAACUCAACUUGGAUAUCGAACAAGUUGAUUGAAAAGUUCCGAAUUCAGCUGAAUAUGCUCUUGAAUGUCAUACAACAUGAAGUGAAGGAAAAGUGGAAAGUGGAUGUGAGUCCAAGUAUGAUGUAUAGGGCUAGGGCCAAGGCAUGUCAAAAAAUAUUCAGGAAGCUUCAAGACCAAUAUGGUCACCUGUGGGAUUAUUGCAAGACAUUGAGACAAACGAAUAGGGGAAGUUGUAUGAUGAUGAAGGUUGACAGGCCAAACCCAAAUGUGCUUCCAAAGUUUGGAAGAUUGUAUUUUUCUCUUGCUGCAAUGAAGAAGGGGUUUCUGGAUGGUUGGAGGCCUGUCAUAGAGGUGGAUGGAUGCUUCCUGAAAGGGCCAUUCAAGGGACAAUUGUUAGCUGCAGUUGGAAGGGAUGGGAAUAAUAAUAUGUACCCAAUCGCAUUUGCUGUUGUCGAAGCUGAGACCAAGGACUCUUGGACAUGGUUUUUAGAAACCCUGGUGUCCGAUCUUGGAGUGCAUGAAGGGGCUGGUCUCAUGCUAGCUUUAGAGUCUGUGCUUCCAACGGCGGAUCAUCGAAUUUGUGUUAGGCAUCUGUAUGCCAACUUCAGAGACUUGGAGGGCCAUAAAGGAUUGGCAUUGAAAGAGCAGUUAUGGGCUGCAGCAACCGCAUACACUGAACAUGAGUUUACAACUCAUAUGGAAGAAUUGAAGAAACUUAGUAAGGAUGCAUACGAUUACUUGAACAAGCUUGACCCCAGUGGGUGGUCUCGGGCUUGGUUUAAUGAAGCUCCAAGGUGUGAGUUGCUGGUGAACAAUAUCUGCGAGUGUUUCAACUCAUACAUCCUCAAGGCUCGUGACAAGCCUAUUUUGACAAUGUUGGAAAUGAUAAGAAAAAAGUUGUUGAGGAGAUAUCAGGCUAAGAGGGAAGGGAUUGCGAAGUUGACAGGGAGGUUGUGCCCUAGGAUUGUGCAAAAAUUGGAGGCAAUUGGGUUGGAUGCAAUGGACUGCAUUGCAACCUAUGCUGGUGAUGGAAUGUUUGAGGCAAUGGGAAAUCACUGGAAUCCCUGUCCCCAUGCAUUUGCUGCUGUACUCUAUGAUUGUGGGAAUUCGGAGGACUAUGUUGAUGAAUGCUACACAAUCGAGACGUACAAGAAGGCAUAUGCACCAAUAAUUUACCCAAUGCCUAGUGAGGAACAAUGGAUAAAGACCAGACAUGAUCAUUUGGAACCACCUACAAUUAGAGUAGCCCCCGAGAGACCAAAGAGGUUAAGAAAGAGGGCUCCUAAUGAGAGUAGGGACCCAAAAAAUCCUAACCGAAUUAGGAAAUUUGGAGCAAGGAUGAGAUGUGCGAAGUGUACUGGUUUGGGUCACAAUAAGAGGAGCUGUCCACUUAAUCAAUCUUCAGGAAAUCAGCUUAAUACCCCCCCUACAGCAAGUUCACAAAGUGUUGGGUCCAAUACUCGAUCAACUGGUAAAAGCAAGGCACGUGUUGUGGGCAAGAAAGCUAAGGCGGUGAAAAGUAGUGGCAGUGGUGGUCCCAGCCAGUCAUCAAAUGCAGUAAAGAAUAAAGAGGACUUGAAGAAGAACAAUACAGCAUCUGGGUCAACCGCUGGUCCACAAGCAUCCACCAUACUCAAGAAGGGUAAGGGGAAAGGUCAGCCUACACAUGCUCCACGUGGAUUUGUAAUCCCCAGACUUGUUGAUGAAAGGGAGCACACACCUCCCCCUGGAUUUGGAGCUGAAAGAGGCGCAACACUUCCACCUGUUGAAAACCAAAAUGACGAUCUCGCCCCCUUUGAACCUGGGGUAGGAAUUGCCUUACCUGCAUCAUGA